Molecule: messenger RNA, 3922 nt
Organism: Xiphophorus hellerii (green swordtail)
Lineage: Eukaryota; Metazoa; Chordata; Actinopteri; Cyprinodontiformes; Poeciliidae
Product: mucin-2-like
Exons: 11
Coding region: 1090-3090 (666 amino acids)
Molecular function (GO): protein binding
Source: RefSeq, a predicted model, not a curated record
UAAUCUGAUUGAUUAAUUAAUUAAUUGGUUUCUCUUUAUGCUUUUCUUUUAACAUGUUUUUCUUUAUCCUUUUACUUUAUUUUAUUUUUGUUGUCCUGUAAAACACUUUUCCAUGAUUAUGAAUGAGCAAAAACUGCUUUAUGUUUCAUAUUAAAAGCUAAGCACACGAGAGGAAUAUUUUAUAUGUUGGGCUUUAUUUUUAGCAUAAACAAUCUGCAAACGAAAUAAACAUUUGAAUCAGUUCCACCAACAUGUUUUCUCUAAAAUUGUGAUUUAAACUCUCUAAGUCACAUUUAAAAACCAUUUACAAAAUGAUAAUCAAGAUAUUUUGGUAGAUUUCUCCUUUUUUUUGGGUUUUGAAGUGUCUUGGUGACAGUGGGACUGGUGAAGGCCAGAGACUGAAAUGCGUUGUUCUGCUAUUAAAGUUGUUUUCCUGAAUUUCAAGAGUUGCUGGAGUCUUGACAGGGAAUUUCUUCCUUGUUCCUCGUAUGAAUCAUUCCAGUUACUCAGUGGUUUUCUCCUGUUUCUGCUAACUUAUUUGCAAAGACUGCAGCUUUGUUCCUGCAUACAGUUACACCUGAUAGCUACAGACACGGUAAUCUUUCAAACAAAAGACGUUAUUAUGCACUGAGAUGCUUAAUUCUUUAUUGUCUGAGCAGAAGAGACAAAGUGGUUGAUGUUAAGUGAAGGUAAUGAGAUGUGAAGAUGUGUAAUUAUGACUGGUGGAGACACACAACCACAGGAAAUACUGGUGACUAUAAAUCUUUGUCACACACUGACAACGUCUACAAGAAAGUUAAGCCACAACCGGGCAUUGAUAAAGAAGAUGGCUGCUCACAGAUAUACAUAUAUUCAUAAAUAAUACUUGAUGCACAUCCUUGUUUUCACUUCACUCACUUUAUCUCUGAUCAUCAUCUUUCGGUCAAAUAAAUGUUCCUCAUGCCAGGUUUCUGUGUAAAGCCACAGACAAACAUUUUCAUUUCCGGGACAGUAAACAGUGAGAGGGCGCGGAUCACAUGCUGCCAAACCAUCAAUCCUCCUGGUUUCUAACAAACUCAGACUUUGUGUGGAGACACUUUCACAGUCAUCAUGUUCCUCUCUGUGGUUCUGCUGCUGCUGCUGGUCAGCCAUUCAUACGCUGCACAUUUCUAUGGCGUCAUGAUGACCUACGACCCAAAGGAGGCUUACCUAAACGGAUCUACUUCUGUUGAGCUUCACUACAAAGUGAGCUAUGACCAAUGCAUAUACACUGACACUUGGUCUUGCACUGGAAACUGUGGGACUGAGACCCAGAUCCUUGGUUUAACCAAAGUUGAUGAAAUCAUUGGUGAAUGGUGCCAGAGAGAAGCAGUGACGUCUCGACAGCUGACAAGCAACUCUCCACUUACACUUCAAUUUGCAAGUGGAAACUGGCUAAGUAACAUACAGAAUAUCAUAAACUGGAAAGCUGUGACUAAUGUUGAACUAAGGAUCCGAUCUGACAUCAGCAAAGCCAACACAUCACCGCAGACAACCAUCCUCCCAGCUCUGAGAGUUCCUAUAAACUGUCAGAGAAACAUAAGCAUGUUGUCCUUUGACCCCGAUGGAGACGAUGUUAGAUGCAGAUUUGCCUCCCUUGCCUUGUCGGAGUGUGUCACCUGCACGACUCCAUCUGACCUCAGCAUCUCACCUUCCUCCUGUACUUUAUCGUUCAGCUCAUCUGCAAGCAGCAGCCAAGGUUCAUAUGUGGUCCAGAUGGUGAUGGAGGACUUUCCCCUGCAGAACAUCACUCUGACCCAAACCAGUGGUUCUCAGGUGCAGAGAACAAACAGUGAUGCCAUCAGCACAAUACCCAUCCAGUUCGUUUUAAAAGUGGAUGCUGCAGCACCGUCCUGCACAGAAGGUCAAUAUCUGCCCAGAUUCCUGAGUCCAACUCCAAACAACAGAGCUCAGCUCUACACACCAGUCAGUCAGAUACUGGUGAUCACCAUCAGCUCACAGGCAACUCAAGCCACAUCAACUGAGCUCCUGUACAGCGGGCCGCACAACGUAACUAAGAGUUCAUUGGGAUCAGGAAGCUUCACUCUGACGUGGAAACCAUCUGUGGCCGAAGAUGGAGAAAGUCACCCCAUCUGUUUUAUUAUCCAGGCAACUGUCUCCAGUUCUCGGUAUCAGUCUGAGCUUCGCUGUGUCAUUGUAACAGUUGGAAACAGUACAUCAGCAACUGUAGCUAUACCUAUAGCAACUACAACUACCCAAUCCCCAACUACAACUACCCAAUCCCCAACUACUACAACCCAAUCCCCAACUACAACAACCGAAUCCCCAACUACUACAACCCAAUCCCCAACUACUACAACCCAAUCCCCAACUACAACAACCGAAUCCCCAACUACUACAACCCAAUCACCAACUACAACUACCCAAUCCCCAACUACUACAACCGAAUCCCCAACUACAACAACCGAAUCCCCAACUACUACAACCCAAUCCCCAACUACUACAACCCAAUCCCCAACUACAACAACACAAUCCCCAACUACAACAACCGAAUCCCCAACUACUACAACCCAAUCCCCAACUACAACAACCGAAUCCCCAACUACUACAACCCAAUCCCCAACUACAACAACCGAAUCCCCAACUACAACAACCCAAUAUCCAACUACAACUACCCCUAUACCUACAACAACAAAAUCCCCAACUACUACAACUGAAACUGCAACUACAACAACCGAAUCUCAAACUACAACUACCGUUAUGCCUACUACAACUACCCAAUCCCCAACUAUUACAACCCAACUCCCAACUACUACAACCCAACUCCCAACUACAACUACCCCAACACCUACUACAACAACCCAGGAUCCAACUACAACAACAAAACCCCCAACUGCGAUUACAGCUAAAGCAACACCCCCACCUACAAAUUCAACACCUGCUUCAGGGCCGUAUUAUGUUGUGGCUCUGAAUGGCAAGAUCUCCACCAGUUUAUCACUGGAAAAUGAUCAUGAGACCAUUGUGAAACAGAUUAAAGAUGAACUGGUCAGACGAGGACUGCCACCAACAAUGAUUGUUCGUCUUCUCAGGGCCGUGGCAACAAGUCGCUAAGGCCAAUCAUAUAUUUAAUACCUGGAUAUAACGAUAUAACGUUCUCUGAAGUUUCAAGUCAUUUGUUCCUUUUCUGUUUUUGUAUUUCCACAUUUCUUUAGGAAUUUGUAUUUUUUGCAUAUAAAAUAAAUGGAUGUCAUUGCAUGUUAGAUUAGUUUAUGUAGAAAAUAUGUUUUAGAAAAGAAAAAUCUUGAUACAAAAAUCUCCAACAAAAAAAGUACAAACUGAGAUUAUAAAGUAGAAAUCUUUCUGUGAAGCAUCAGUGGUAACAGUUGCUCUGUUGCUCCACUAGAUGGCGAGCUGAAGCUGAAAAGGACAAAUGCAAUAAACUGUAAACCAAUUAGAAAUGCUUAGAGAUUUGUAAAUAAUCUACUCUGUGACAGUCACUAUGGUUUCAGGUCAAGCAGAUAAACAUCUCUGGCAUUAUUUAAUAGGAAUCUGAUAUAAUAGAUCAUUAUGAGUUGAAAAACAGGAAUGUUAUGUGUAGAAGCCUAAAUUCAGUUUUUGUUCAUUCACACUUUAGGAUAAGUUAUGUUCAUAUUUCUUAUUAUAGUUUGUUUAUUUGGAUAAAAAUGAUAACUAGUUGGAUCUAUUGCAUAGUAAUUUACUAUAUUUGGAUACACUAAAGUCUUGAAAAUUUGCAUAUCUAAUUGGAAUUAAGGAUUUUAGGGUGUGGCUAGCCAGAGUCAGUCGGGCAGUUGGAGUGGAGCCACACAGUUUUUUGACCUCACUCUCUUUCCUUUUAAAUUUUCUUGUUUCUCUUUAUUUUUCGUGGAAAGGUAACCUUUGUACCGUUUGUAUUAUUAUUUCUGAAGUAAACCAUUCAACUAUA